This is a messenger RNA of Strongylocentrotus purpuratus (purple sea urchin), 6771 nucleotides long. It is a transcript of the gene ipo9, whose product is annotated as importin-9. Lineage: Eukaryota; Metazoa; Echinodermata; Echinoidea; Camarodonta; Strongylocentrotidae. Gene Ontology annotation, molecular function: small GTPase binding. Gene Ontology annotation, biological process: protein import into nucleus. Gene Ontology annotation, cellular component: nuclear envelope; cytosol. Bases 40 to 3165 code for a protein of 1041 amino acids. The transcript is spliced from 23 exons. The record is from RefSeq and is a predicted model, not a curated record.
UAGAAACGAAAAGACUUUCGGAAACCCACGAAAAUCAUCAUGGCUGUCAGCGAAGCAGAAGCGAGCAACACUGUCAGAAAUGCUUUGAUUGAGAGCCUUACAGCGAUCCUUUCACCUCAACAAGAGAUCAGGCAGCAAGGAGAAGAGCAGCUCAAACUAUUAGAAGUAACUGAAGAAUUUGGUGUAUUCCUUGCUGAGCUGACACUAGAUAAGAAUGGUGCACUUGCCAUUCGACAGUUGUCAUCGCUCAUCUUGAAGCAGUAUGUUGAGGCUCACUGGUCCCAGCAUUCAGAGAAGUUUAGACCACCAGUGGCUACAGAUGCAGCCAAGGCACAUAUUCGCAGCCGGCUUCCUGCAGGGUUGGGAGAGUCCAUCAGCAAGGUGCGUUCCAGCGUUGCCUAUGCCAUCUCAGCCAUUGCUCACUGGGACUGGCCUGAAGCCUGGCCGGACCUCUUUGGUCUCCUCAUGAUGAUGAUCACCAAGGGAGAUAGUAACGAAGUCCACGGGGCCAUGAGGGUUCUUACAGAAUUCACAAGAGAAGUUUCAGACACCCAGAUGGAGCAUGUAGCACCUGUCAUUCUACCUGAAAUGCAUCGCAUCUUUGUUCAGAGUGACACAUACACGAUACGAACCCGAGCCAGGGCGGUGGAGAUCUUCAACACUUGUGCGACCCUAAUCUACAACAUUGCCUCUAUGGCAAAGGGAGCAGCCAAGAAGUUGUUAUAUCCAGUCUUGAAUGGCUUCAUGGAGGAGUUUGUAAAGGCUUUGACUGUGACUGAUGAAACUGUGUUAGAUAGUGGUCUCAAGAAAGAAAUCAUAAAGGCACUGACAGUGAUAGUGAAGUGUUUCCCUGGUCAGAUUGCCAAGUCCAUGCCAGCUGUACUCCAGGCAACAUGGAAGACUCUCACAGAUAGCGCUGACACCUAUGUCAGGACCGUCAUCAACGAUACAGAAGAAGCGGAUGAUCCCGUUGAUUCAGAUGGUGAAGUGUUAGGCUUUGAGAACCUUGUAUUCAGUAUAUUUGACUUUGUAUCUGCCAUGAUCGACUCGCCCAAGUUCCGAGGGACUGUACGUAAGCUGUGUGAUGAGCUUCUCUACUAUGUGGUCCUUUACAUGCAGAUCACAGAAGAACAGGUUUACCAGUGGACAGCAGAUCCCAAUCAGUUUGUUGAAGAUGAAGACGAUGAUACUUUUUCAUAUAGUGUACGGAUCUCAGCUCAAGAUCUACUUUUGUCAUUAGGUAGUGAGUUUCCUCAAGAAACCUCUCAUGGUUUGAUGGCAGCACUAGACAGACAUCUACAAGAGGCUGAGCAAGCAAAGAGUCAAGGGCAUAAUUAUUGGUGGAAGGUACAUGAAGCCUGUUUACUAGGGUUAGGUUCUAUCAAGUCUCUCAUCAUAGACAAAGUAGGCAAGGGCAAACUCACAUUCAACUUGCCCAGAUUCCUCACAACAAUUGUUCUAGAAGAUCUUCAGCAAACUGUAUCACCAUUUUUAUUAGGCAGAGCAUUAUGGAUGGCAAGUAGAUAUUCACAAGCUAUGACGCCAGAGUUAGUUCAAAGUUUCUUACAAUUCACAGUGACCGGUCUCCACGACCCCCACCCUCCUUCGGUAAGGAUAUCUGCAGUGCGUGCCAUCUAUGGAUUCUGUGAGCACCUCAAGGGAGCUAACAGUACUUCUAUCUUGAUUCCAUUCUUAACACCCAUCAUGGAGGGUCUGGUACAGCUGGCUACCUGCUCUCAGUUCGGCUCAGACAUCCUCUCCCUCGUCCUGGAGACAGUUAGCAUCGUACUUACAAUAGAUGACACUUUUACAGCACAGUGUGAGAGUCGGGUCACUCCUCUGGCAAAUGCAGUCUUCCUCAAGUAUAGCCAAGACCCCUUAUUAAUAUCCUUAGUUCAAGACAUCUACAAAGAGCUGUGUCGGAACACAGCGUGUUCACAACAGCUUCAAGAACGCUUAAUACCAACGCUCCUUAGUAUCUUCAACGCUGCCUCUGACAAAGUUCCCAUGGGCAUUCAGUCGGCUGCUAUUGACAUCUUGUGUACAAUAGUUCGGAGCUCUCCUGUCCCUCUGUCAGACCUUCUCAUGAAACAGGCUUUCCCAGCUGUAGCUCACUGUACUCUCAGAGCAGAUGACAGUGCUGUUAUGCAGAGUGGUGGUGAGUGCAUGCGAGGCUACAUCUCUGUGUCACUAGGCCAGGUGCAAGCAUGGCGUGACGAGCCUGGCAACAGCGGGACCUACUAUGUCUGCCAGGUCAUAUCUAGGUUACUCAGUCCUCAGACGUCAGAGUAUACAGCCUCGUACGUCGGCCGUCUUGUAGCCAUGUUGAUAUCUCGAGCAGGGAACACGCUUGGUGAUGACCAGGAUCUGAUUCUGAGAGCCGUCCUAAGCAAGAUGCAGGUUGCUGAGACAUUAAGCGUUACGCAGUCUCUGAUCAUGGUCUUUGCCCAUCUGAUGCACACCAGACUUGAUGAUGUCCUAGAAUUCUUAGUCAAUGUUCCUGGACCAACAGGCAAACCAGCGCUACAUUACGUCCUCACAGACUGGGUGGCUAGGCAGAUCAUGUUCUACGGAGCCUAUGAUAGCAAAAUCAGCAUCAUGGCAUUGGGGAAGCUGUUAGAACAUGCUAUCACCACCAAUGAUGUGAGACUUCAUGGUAUCAUGGUACGAGGAGAUCAAGUCUUCACACCAGGAGAGGGUAUCAGGACCAGGUCAAAAGCUGCUCAAAUGCCUGAGCAGUGGACAUCUAUACCUAUCCAUGUCAAAAUCUAUAAGCUGUUGAUCAAUGAGUUAUCUAACGCCAUGGAAACGACAACAUCCAGGCAAGCAUCAGCUGGAGGAGAGGAUCUAGAAGAUGAUGGUUGGGAAGAUGAAGAGGAAGAGGAAGAGGAUGAUGAUGUUAUGAUCAAUGAACAUGGUCUGGCUGGACAGCUUACAGACUUCACCGAUGCUUACCCAGGUUAUGAUUGUUUUGAGGAUGAUGACCCAGAUGAUGAAGAUGAUCCAGAUGCAUUGGAAGACCCUCUCAAUCAAGUAGAUCUACAGUCAUUCUUAACGGACUACUUAGUGGAGCUGUCUAAGCACCAGUGCCAUAGAGAGUUUGCCGUUCAUGUCAAUGAUGCUGAGAAACAUGUUCUAGGAAGCAUAGGCAUCGUUCUAGCAUGAGCCCUCUGCUCCUCGUAAUAAAUAGAAAAACAGUGAAUGCCCUUAACUUUGGAAUAUGUUCGCGGCUGGUAGCAGUUAGAGAGAGGACGAUUAAACUUGAAGGUGACGUUGGUGCAAGUUUGUCAAGGAAUCCUAGAGAAGACUCUUGUGAAAAAACUGAGCCUGAUCGCCGAGUUCCAUUUUCAAGCACUGAUGAUCACCUGUAGCUAGCUGCCUAUAGUAGGUGCACUCAUCAGCCUUGUCAGCCUGCCUAGCUUCUCCCCACAGGAAGACUCAAUUUCUUCAAGAGAUACAAUUUAUGUGUGGUUGUGAGUGUGUGUGAUGUGGGUUAUAGUGUAAUUUAAAAACAAAACAAGCCAUAUCUGAUCACUUCAGCUGUGUUGUCUCCAUGAAUUAUAUUGUAAAGAUUGUAAAUUUUAAUUUAUACCCCUUCCCUCUUUGUUUAUUUCUCUCUGCUUCUUUAUCUCUCUUUUUUCUCCUAGCUUUCUCUCCUGAUUUUUUGUUGUUUCAAUUUUCAAACUUCAAUUUCUGGUGUUCAGGCCUGAUAUUUACUUUAACAUCCCAAAGUUACAUGUAGUAUUCUUGCAAUUUCUUGAAGGAAAUUUUCGUACGGCUGAUAAAUAAAUUGGGGAAAUAAUGAAUUUCAGGUAAUAUUACAUGAAGGGCAAUUUAAAUUAAAUUCUUGCUUUGUAGCCAUAUUGUUGUCAGCUCCACUACAUUCAAUUCUAACUCAUUCUAUAAUACAGUGUAGAGUAUAACACACAGCCAAACAUGUCAAGACAACACAAUGGCAGCUUUUUGCAGCAGAUAGCAUCCAAACUUAUUCUGGUGUUUUGAAUAAGAUUUUCUCAAAUUAUAACUUUUGUCUUCGUAACCAAAUAGCCUGUUAACCUGAAUUUGCAGGAUUCGACAUGGUUGAUUUUAAAGUAUAAAUUCGGAAUAGGUGUGAAUGAAAUUGUAAUUGUAAUAUUUGCAAUGGAAUUUGACUCUCAAUAAAAAAGACAGAAUCGGAGCUUAUGUAAAUUCAGCCCACCUAUAGCAGUUGCUAGUAAUGUCAGUGAAUUUCAUGUCAUACAUGUAUAUAUGACAGAGACAGUGUUGAAGUGCUCCAAGGAGCUGUAUGUUGACCACGUUUGUUUGUUGGCCACUAAAUGUCUUUCCUGCCUCAAGUGUUUUCUCAGCUCUCAUCUAAGAUGACAAUGUGAAAGUCAAUGUGCCUCACGUGUAAGUGUGUGUGUGCCUAGUCUCAAAGAAUAGUGGUUGUUCAGUUCAAUUCGUUGCUAUGUCAGGUAAGCCGUUGUCAGCUACCAUGUUGAUUCAUACUUUCAAUCACAGAGUACUGUCUUUGGAGAUUGCGAUGUCUGACGAUUUUCAAAUUGAAAUAUUGCUUUUGAAUGAAUAUCGUCCAUGUAAAAAAGCAUUUAUUAUUUGAGAUACUGAAAAAACAUUGAAAUCUGAAGAAAUGUAGCAAAAGUUUAGAUGUUGAUUGCUAUUGAUAUAGAGUCAAGGCUAGUAUAGCUGCAAGGUGUAUUUGAAUAUCUAAUUGGAAAGAAAGAAACAAACUCUUUUUACAAGGAGGCAUUUAGAAAAAUCAUGGUGUGCCCAGUUUAUAUUGAGAAUGAACUAUGUGUGAUUGCAAAUGCUUCAGAUGCUAAAAGCCCUUUAAAAAUUACCCCUAGAAAUGUACACUACUGGUAUAAACAUCCUAUUUCAAAUACCCGAAUUAAAAAAUGAUUUGUAAAGAUGCAUCAAACUCGCAGGUAUGGUUUGUGUCGCUUGCUCAAUAGAACAAUUAACAUGGCAAUUUCUAGGUAAGUCACAUAUUACCAAGUAUUAUUGAACUGUUGAUUUACCUAAAAAUAUCAAUUUAUUUGAUGUUUUGUCUGAUUCAUAAUUUAGUAGGGCUAUGAGCUUGAUACAGUCAUCAGAUAUACUGAAAUCUUAGAUGUGGCCCGCAUUAUGGGAGUAAAUAGCUAUUUAUUGCACCUACUAUGUAUGGUAGCAUCUCUGUGGGUGGAAUCCACCUAGCAUUCCUUCUUAUGCUAUAUUUAGAAAGCAACCUUCGUUUAAAAAGGAUUCAUAAAGUAGUGAAUUGGUCAAUUAGCAUCUUGGUUUAAUACCUCAUAGGCAAAGUGGGACUGCUUAUUGCAACCUUGUAUCUGUAAUUUGUGUUUGCUUUCUAUGCGUCAUUCAAGUGUCAUUCAAGUGCCAUAUGCAGCUUCAUCAUCGGCUUACAUCAAUGAUUUCUAUGCAAAAUGAAUGGUGAUUUGGGAGUAGCUCGUGGGGGGGAGGGGAAGGUGUAAAGUAAACCAUAUUCAAAUUGUACUGUAUUAACCCUAAAUGCUGGGUUAUUUGGGUACUCUCUCAACCAGGGGGGGGGGGGGGUGCCCCCUUGAAAUCUUGGUCAAAUAAUGAUGAACAAUUCUUAAACUUGGCAUAUUGAUACAGCAUGAUUACUAAUUAACUAUUCACAUAUCCGCUUGUAACAAUUCUGCAUUGUGUACAGUACAUAAUUUAUAGGGAAAUUAUCAUUUGGGCUUUGCAAAGUGCGAUGAAUUUCGAUGUUUCACUGUACCCAUGGAAGUAUAUAACUUUGAUAUCAAAGAUAUGGGGGCAAGGGUGGAUUCUACCCCCUCCCCAGCCUUUAUAGGGUCCAAUCUUGUUAUCAAUCAAAUAAGUUAUUCCUUUGUUGAUGUUAGAGACAACUUACACCCAGCUUGUAUUUUGAAGUUUAGAAUACAAAUCAAUGACUUUGAUGUUAUGUUGUAUAGCUGUGGGAGUUCUUGAGCAGAAAUUACAGAGUUUACCAUAGCUUUCAUCUUUAAAAUAUAUUGUUGUGAAAAUUGGACGAGCCACUGUCAUAUAUUUUCUUUUUCUGUGUCUUUAUGCACUAAAAACUAUUCAACUUCUUUUUAUUUGAAUUACUGCAUUGAUUAAGCCAACAAAAUUUACCUUUGGUAUUACAUGUAUAACUUAUAAUGCCAGUAUGCCACCAAACGGCCAAUUCUGAAGCCAUCUUCCAACUUUCUGUCAAUAUGGAGAGAUUUCUAUCUCCUAGAUACAAUUUGUAAGCAAGAUUUGUUGAAUAAAGCUUAUGUUUAGCCAUCUUUUUACACAUUUUAUAAUUAAAGAGGAAUUGAGUGCUAAUCAAGCAAACAAACUUGAUGUGAUAAUCUUAAUUAUCAGUGAUCUUGGGGUUUGAUUUAAAGCAGUCUUUAAAUUUGUGAUUUUUAUUGUCAAAAUAUGUUUCUACAAUUAGUACUGCAGAACACUGAUAAGGCUCAAAAUAAAAUCCUGCCCUUUUAUAACGAAAAUUAUUGCAAGUGUACAUAAUGAAGUGGUUGUUCUUUUCAUUUAAGGACAUACCACCAUCAUGUGUGUGCGCACAUUGGCUGCACAGGUUUACUUGGUUAUGUAUCCACCAUGCAUAACAUGUGGAAUUCCUGGUAUUGUGCAUAGUAAAUACAUGAUCAGGUGACUCUGCUGAGCUAAGGUGGGCACAAAUAUUACUAUGGAACAUCAUUAAGAGGAUGGAAUUGACCCAUUUCAAAAUUAGUUUGUUAAUUAUACAGGCUCUGUAAAUGAAAGUUUAUAAUUGAGAUGUGU